AUGGCGUUGUCAAAAGCAGUCACUCUCGACGACGUCUCGUUUCCAUUUUCUUCUUCUUCCUCCUCUAUCUCCUCCGAGUCCGGGUUAUCCUCCGAAGUUAUCCAAGCGUACGAAAACAUCGGCUUCGUCUGUUUGAACGGAUUUUUACGCGAAGAGGAAACACAAACGCUUCUUCAGCGCGCGAAAACGCUCGAGCGAGACCAUCAUCGCCGCGAGAAAACGGAGAAUACGUCCAAAAAAACCGUGUUCACGACCGGGGAGAAGAAACAAGCGUCGAGUUGUUCGGACGAAUACUUUUUAAACAGCGCUUCGAAUGUUUCGUAUUUUUACGAGGAGGAAGAAGAAGAAGGAGAAGAGACUUUGAAUAAAAUCGGCCACGCGUUGCACGAUUUGGAUCCUGCAUUCGGUGCAUUUUCACGAAGCGAGAAGAUGAAGCGAUUUUUAGAACAGUUGGGUUUAGUCAAGCCGACUCCGGUGCAAUCGAUGAUUAUAUUUAAAAACGCGCGGUGCGGCGGCGAAGUCGUGCCUCACCAAGACGAUACGUUUUUGCGCACCGGGCCGGAAAAGAGUACGAUUGGCGUUUGGGUCGCGUUGGAGAAGUGCACGAUUGAGAAUGGGUGUUUGCGAGCGUUGCCAAGAAGCCAUUUGAAUGGAACGAGGAAGCGGAUGUUUGUAAAUCACGAUGCGGAAGUGAGAAAGGUGCAGUUUUCGAACGACGGCGACGGCGAGGAAGUUGAGUAUAACAUAGAAGAGUUCGUGCCGUUGACAGUCGACGCGGGAACGUUAGUCUUUUUGCACGGAGAGAACGUGCACUGGAGUUUAGCGAAUACGAGCGAUAAAAAUCGAAUGGCUUACAGCGUGCAUUACGUGGACAGUGGGAAGGACUCGUGCGUAUGGCUAAACGAUAACUGGUUACAACGACCAGAGACGUUUCCGUUCAAAUGUCUUUGA
Bathycoccus prasinos is the source of this 951-nucleotide messenger RNA. Its product is annotated as phytanoyl-CoA dioxygenase domain-containing protein 1. NCBI's taxonomy places the organism in Eukaryota, Viridiplantae, Chlorophyta, Mamiellophyceae, Mamiellales, Bathycoccaceae. The coding region runs from base 1 to 951 and encodes 316 amino acids. The record is from RefSeq and is a predicted model, not a curated record. The transcript has a single exon.